AUGAAAGGCGCAGUGUCAAUAGUGCGGCUGUCCGGGGCAGAGGCAGUGCAGAUUGCGCAGCAGAUCUUCCAGCCGAGCGGGAAAAUGCGGGUGCAGCAGUGGCAGCCACAGUCGCACAGAGUGCACCAUGGGCUGCUGCAAGACACCAACGGGAGCGCAAUAGACGAGGUGUUGCUGCUUGCGAUGCUGGCGCCGCGAUCGUACACGAGGGAGGACGUGGUGGAACUGCACACGCACGGAGGCGGCGUCUGCGCUGCGCGGGCGCUGCAGGCAUGCCUGGCCGCCGGCGCCCGCCGCGCGCGCCCGGGCGAGUUCACUCUGCGCGCAUUCCUCAACGGCCGCCUCGACCUCUCCCAGGCUGAAGCGGUGGCAGCGCUUGUGAAUGCGCGCACGGCUGCGGCCGCGGACAGCGCUCUGGCGGGCAUGUCCGGGGGCAUCGGCGCGGCGGUGGCGGCCAUGCGCAGCGACGCGGUGAACCUGCUGGCUGAGCUGGAGGCCCGGAUAGAUUUUGACGAGGAUCUGCCGCCCAUGGACGCGCAGCUUCUGGGGCGGCGCCUGGCAGAGCUCAGCGAAAAGGUGUCCAGCGCGCUGGACACCGCCCAGAGAGGCAGACUCCUCAGCACAGGCCUGCAGGUGGCUCUGGUGGGCAGGCCCAACGUGGGCAAGAGCAGCCUCCUCAACGCCCUCAGCGGCAGCCAGAGGGCCAUCGUGACCGACAUCCCUGGCACCACCAGAGACAUCGUCGAAGCAGGCGCGGUCAUGGAGGGCGUUCCUGUGAGCCUGCUGGACACGGCGGGUGUGAGGGAGGCGGGGGAUCUGGUGGAGCGGCUGGGAGUGCAGCGCUCUCGCGCGGCUGCGCAAGGGGCCGACAUCGUCCUCAUGAUCUAUGAUGCCAUGGAGGGAUGGACGGAGGAGGAUGGAGUUGUGUUUGGGGGUCUCUGGUCGAGCAGCACUGCCAGCGAGGACCACUCAACUUCAGGCGGUUCUGGCACUGCAGCGGCUGCUAGUUCAGCACGACUGGAAUCAGAUGCCACUGUGCGGGCAGCAUGCAGGCAAAUGGUCUCCACAUCAGCUGCGUCAGGGGCUGGACUGGAUGACCUCAGAGCUGCAGUGGUGCACGCUGCUGGCCUGCCCUCACUCAAUACAGGCGAGACCCAGAUUAAUCCUGUCCCCAGCGGCAGCGGGUGGGCAGUGAAUGAGAGGCAGGCAGAGGCGCUGCUGAGGGCGAGAGAGGCACUGGAGAGGGCAGCACAAAGCGUGCAAGAUGGGCUGCCUGUUGAUUUCUGGACCAUAGAUGUGAAGGACGCGCUGUUAGCCCUAGGAGAAGUGACUGGAUCAGAGGCGGGCCAAGAUGUGCUGGACAGAGUAUUCUCCACCUUCUGCAUCGGCAAGUGA
Messenger RNA from Coccomyxa subellipsoidea C-169, 1395 nucleotides. Its product is annotated as tRNA modification GTPase TrmE. Gene Ontology annotation, biological process: tRNA methylation; tRNA wobble uridine modification. Bases 1 to 1395 code for a protein of 464 amino acids. The transcript has 10 exons. The record is from RefSeq and is a predicted model, not a curated record. Lineage: Eukaryota; Viridiplantae; Chlorophyta; Trebouxiophyceae; Coccomyxaceae. Gene Ontology annotation, molecular function: GTP binding; GTPase activity; protein binding. Gene Ontology annotation, cellular component: cytosol; cytoplasm.